Messenger RNA from Fusarium poae, 396 nucleotides. RefSeq lists its product as uncharacterized. The coding region runs from base 1 to 396 and encodes 131 amino acids. NCBI's taxonomy places the organism in Eukaryota, Fungi, Ascomycota, Sordariomycetes, Hypocreales, Nectriaceae. The record is from RefSeq and is a predicted model, not a curated record. The transcript has a single exon.
AUGGGUGUGAAUGAGCCCGGCGUCGUGGUUCCCAGGGCACUAGUCGCAAGCCAAGCUCAAGGAUGGAUCACUUUAUUCUCCGCGACACGGUUGUGUAACGACACUUUUGCUGUGCUGCGUCUGCGCGACACCCGCGAUGCCAUCAUGGCAGUGGUAUCGGCAGGCAAGCUUGUAGCGAUGGACCAAUGUAGGACAGUACCCAACUAUGUAGGUGGAAUCCACGAGUCCCUGACGUGCAGGUCAUAUUCUUUAGCAAAGCUUUGGUCUUUGGAUGCCGGCGCCGUUGAUCGGGCUAAAGAUUCCGUAUCCGCCUCGAUCGUGUUGGCUUCAGGGGAUGGCAGCUCUCUAGACUCUAGCUCAGCCCUAGAAGAUGGUUACCUACCUCUCAUGUCUUGA